AUGGAAACAGAGGCUGAUGGAGAGGACUGUGGAGGAUCUGAACCAGACAGGAACUUAGAUCCACAUGGUCAUCUUCAACCAGAUACAGAUGAACUGGUCUCAGAGUCCUCCGAGACUGAAGACAGUGACGUUGAUUGGAAGGAAACCAGAGCACCUGAGUCAGGUUUGAAAAUUAAUAAGGUCCACGUUAGUGAUACAGGAUUUAAAACUAGUGAGAAGCCUUUCAGCUGCUCUGAGUGUGGGAAAAGAUUUACCACGAAGUGGGUUAUGCGGACACACAUGAGAGUGCAUACAGGAGAGAAACCGUUUGGUUGUAAUGAUUGUGGAAAAAGAUUUCACAGACAUGACUAUCUUAAGCUGCACAUCAGAUUCCAUACAGGAGAGAGACCAUGUGGUUGUGAUGUUUGUGGGAAAACAUUUAAGCGGCAGUCUGAACUUAAUGUCCACAAGAAAGUCCAUACAGAAGAGAAACCGUUUGAUUGUGAUGUUUGUGGGAAAAAAUUUAAGCAGCAGUCGGCAGUUAAACUCCACAUGAAAAUACAUACAGAAGAGAAACCGUUUGUUUGUGAUGUUUGUGGGAAAAGAUUUAAGGUAAAAGGGAACCUUGAGGUCCACAUGAGAGUCCAUACAGGAGAGAAGCCCUAUGCUUGUGAUGUUUGUGGAAAAACAUUUAAGCGGCAGACAGACCUUAAGGUGCACAUAAGAGUUCAUACAGGAGAGAAACCGUUUAGUUGCUGUUUGUGUGGCAAGCAAUUCAUAAGUUAUACAAACAGGCAAAAUCACUUGAAGAGAUGUAAAUGCAAACAUGUUACUGCGGGCAGCAGUAGUAACUGAAGCUGCAGAGUUGCUGGUUGAACUGAACUGGAA
Seriola dumerili (greater amberjack) is the source of this 867-nucleotide messenger RNA. RefSeq names its product gastrula zinc finger protein XlCGF7.1-like. Gene Ontology annotation, cellular component: nucleus. Bases 1 to 834 code for a protein of 277 amino acids. The record is from RefSeq and is a predicted model, not a curated record. Gene Ontology annotation, biological process: regulation of transcription by RNA polymerase II. Gene Ontology annotation, molecular function: DNA-binding transcription factor activity, RNA polymerase II-specific; RNA polymerase II cis-regulatory region sequence-specific DNA binding. Lineage: Eukaryota; Metazoa; Chordata; Actinopteri; Carangiformes; Carangidae. The transcript has 2 exons.